GGAGGGGGUGGAGGUUUGUCUCCGCUGUUUCAUCUCUAUGGCUGUCAGAGGUGGGCGGCUUUGACCCAGAAGCUGCUGGAGCUCGUUUUAGGACGCCAGAAGCGGGGUUUCACCACGUUAGCCAGGAUGGUCUCAAUCUCCUGACCUCGUGAUCCACCUGCCUCGGCCUCCCGAAGUGCUGGGAUUACAGUUAUUUGGAAGGGCAGAUUUUCACCCUUUACUACUUCUUCCUUCACCAGACGAUGUUUCGUCUGAACUCACUUUCUGCUUUGGCAGAACUGGCUGUGGGUUCUCGAUGGUACCAUGGAGGAUCACAGCCCAUCCAGAUCCGGCGAAGACUAAUGAUGGUGGCUUUCCUGGGAGCAUCUGCAGUAACUGCAAGUACUGGUCUUUUGUGGAAGAGGGCCCAUGCAGAAUCUCCACCAUGUGUAGACAACCUAAAAAGUGACAUCGGUGAUAAAGGGAAGAAUAAAGAUGAAAGGGAUGUUUGUAACCGUGAAAAAAAGACUGCAGAUCUUGCGCCUCACCCAGAAGAGAAAAAGAAGAAACGUUCUGGAUUCAGAGACAGAAAAGUGAUGGAAUAUGAGAAUAGGAUUCGAGCCUACUCCACGCCAGACAAAAUCUUCCGAUAUUUUGCCACCUUGAAAGUCAUCAGUGAGCCUGGUGAAGCAGAAGUGUUUAUGACGCCAGAAGAUUUUGUGCGAUCCAUAACACCCAAUGAAAAACAACCAGAACACUUGGGUCUAGAUCAAUAUAUAAUAAAACGCUUUGAUGGAAAGAAAAUUUCCCAGGAACGAGAAAAAUUUGCUGAUGAAGGCAGUAUAUUUUACACCCUUGGAGAAUGUGGGCUCAUAUCCUUUUCAGACUACAUUUUCCUCACAACUGUUCUUUCCACUCCUCAGAGAAAUUUUGAAAUUGCCUUCAAGAUGUUUGAUUUGAAUGGAGAUGGAGAAGUAGAUAUGGAGGAGUUUGAACAGGUUCAGAGCAUCAUUCGCUCCCAAACCAGUAUGGGAAUGCGCCAUAGAGAUCGUCCGACUACUGGCAACACCCUCAAGUCUGGCUUGUGUUCAGCCCUCACAACCUACUUUUUUGGAGCUGAUCUGAAGGGAAAGCUGACAAUCAAAAACUUCCUCGAAUUUCAGCGUAAACUUCAGCAUGAUGUUCUGAAGCUCGAGUUUGAACGCCAUGACCCUGUGGAUGGGAGAAUUACUGAGAGGCAGUUUGGUGGCAUGCUACUUGCCUACAGUGGGGUGCAGUCCAAGAAGCUGACCGCCAUGCAGAGGCAGCUCAAGAAGCACUUCAAAGAAGGAAAGGGUCUGACAUUUCAGGAGGUAGAGAACUUCUUUACUUUCCUGAAGAACAUUAAUGAUGUGGACACUGCAUUGAGUUUUUACCAUAUGGCUGGAGCAUCUCUUGAUAAAGUGACCAUGCAGCAGGUGGCCAGGACAGUGGCUAAAGUGGAGCUCUCAGACCACGUGUGUGAUGUGGUGUUUGCACUCUUUGACUGUGAUGGCAAUGGCGAGCUGAGCAAUAAGGAAUUUGUUUCCAUCAUGAAGCAACGGCUGAUGAGAGGCCUGGAAAAGCCCAAAGACAUGGGUUUCACUCGCCUCAUGCAGGCCAUGUGGAAAUGUGCACAGGAAACUGCCUGGGACUUCGCUUUACCCAAACAGUAACCCCACACUGCAAGAGGGGACCUCUCCACGCCCAGUACCCCGGACCCCCUCCGCAGAGUCUCGGCAGAGCCCUUUGUGCUGCUGCUUCUAGAAGUAGUCUCCCUUCCUCCCUGGAUGACCUCAGGACUCUCUCGGUUUCCCCUCUUUACCCUUCCCCGUCCCCGUGUUCUGCUGGAUUCUGAUUCUGCCCAAUGAGUAUCCCCAUAGGUUCUCAAAAACAUGAACAAGUCUGAAAAGCUCAGACAUUUGUCAGCCUCAACAGCACUACCCAUUCAAGCAUCCUGUGGAUAAAGAAUGCAGGGAACCAUCCACACACCUGCCAACCCUGGGAAGCAUCCAGUUCUCAAGUCGUUUUUGCUAUGGAUUUAUACUAACAAGAACAUUCCUUGACUUCCCUCCUGCUGGUGUUUUAAAGCCACAAGUAGGGAAGAUAUCUGGCAGGCUGUGAUGAUAGAUGAAGUCUGGUCUUAAACUGUGAUGUCUGUGAUGAUAAAUAAUGAUGAGGAUGACCUAGGCACCCUACGCUAGUGUGAGAAGCCUGUGCCCCAGGAAGGAUCUGUGUUAGUCCCUGGGAUGGCUCCGAGUCCUGCUCUAGGAAGGCAGCGUGCUCAGUGGGAACACAGCAAGAUUCAGAAUUUAAAGUAGUUGCUUCAUGGCUGUGUGCACUCCCUUUUCUUCCUCGCAGCCUCCCUAAGAUGACUCCAGUGUGACCCUGUGCUUAGUGAGCAAUAGUGAUUGAGUUCAUGUUCCCUGCAAGUGCCAUUUCCCCUCCAGGAUGGGCCUCUAAAGCUGAGGACUGGCUUAGAGCCUGUUUGCCCUCUGUCUUAAACAAUUGUAAAAUAUCACUUAAAUUAUAACCAUUUGCAAUAAACAUCCCCAAAGUU
Messenger RNA from Pongo pygmaeus (Bornean orangutan), 2557 nucleotides. It is a transcript of the gene MICU1, whose product is annotated as mitochondrial calcium uptake 1. The record is from RefSeq and is a predicted model, not a curated record. Gene Ontology annotation, cellular component: uniplex complex. Gene Ontology annotation, biological process: calcium import into the mitochondrion; mitochondrial calcium ion homeostasis. Gene Ontology annotation, molecular function: calcium ion binding. The transcript is spliced from 14 exons. Bases 243 to 1673 code for a protein of 476 amino acids. NCBI's taxonomy places the organism in Eukaryota, Metazoa, Chordata, Mammalia, Primates, Hominidae.